GGGGCUUGGGGAGGGGAGCGGACCCCCCAUGAGCGCCGGAACGCCGCGACCCAGGUUAACGGGGGGCAUCUCCCGGGCGACCGGCGCGACAACAAGAUGGCGGACGAUAAAGAAGAGCUGGUAGUAGCAGAAUUACACAAAAAAAUCAAAGAGGCGUUCGAAGUGUUUGAUCAUGAGUUGAAUAAUACAGUGGAUGUGAGGGAGAUUGGCACAAUUGUCAGGUCCCUAGGAUGCUGCCCCAGCGAAGGCGAGCUCCAUGAUCUGCUGGCAGAGGUAGAGGAAGAAGAACCUACUGGAUACAUUCGAUAUGAAAAAUUUCUUCCAGUGAUGACCAAAGUAUUAUUGGAAAAAAGAUACAGACCAAUUCCAGAAGAUGUCCUCCUUCGAGCUUUUGAGGUUUUAGAUCAAGCGAAACAUGGGUUUCUUACUAAGGAGGAACUGAUCAGGUAUAUGACUGAGGAAGGCGAACCUUUUUCUCAAGAGGAAAUGGAAGAAAUGUUGUCUGCUGCAAUUGAUCCAGAGACAAAUGCAAUUAAUUACAAGGAAUAUAUAACAACAAUGGUGAUAGAUGACAGUUAAAUGUUCUAAAGAUUCAACUUGUAAUUGAAAAAACAAUUUUAAAAAAUGCUUAUCUUUGUUAAUUUUACAUUUUAGUAAUUUCUAUAGCUAAUGGACUUAUGAUUGAACUAUUUCAACAUUUUUUUUAAAAAAGUUAUCAUAAU
Messenger RNA from Ochotona curzoniae (black-lipped pika), 722 nucleotides. It is a transcript of the gene EFCAB2, whose product is annotated as EF-hand calcium binding domain 2. Gene Ontology annotation, molecular function: calcium ion binding. NCBI's taxonomy places the organism in Eukaryota, Metazoa, Chordata, Mammalia, Lagomorpha, Ochotonidae. Bases 97 to 579 code for a protein of 160 amino acids. The transcript has 7 exons. The record is from RefSeq and is a predicted model, not a curated record.